Molecule: messenger RNA, 1206 nt
Organism: Mangifera indica (mango)
Lineage: Eukaryota; Viridiplantae; Streptophyta; Magnoliopsida; Sapindales; Anacardiaceae
Exons: 3
Coding region: 265-1005 (246 amino acids)
Source: RefSeq, a predicted model, not a curated record
UCCUAUAAUAUAAUAUAAUUUUUUAUAUAUAAAACUAAAUUUUUAAUACAAAAAAGGAUACGUAAUUAGAAUAUCAUGGUUCCCAGGAUUCUGCGCACCAACUUUAUUCAGAAUUUGCUUCUGCCAAACGUGUGAAAACAUUAAUUAAUUCGCCUUCAAAGUUUCAAACAGGAUGACUUUGGUAAGAAUAAGACAAACAAAUUUAAGGGAGGCUUUCAACAGGAGUCCCCACAGAUUUUAACCUGACUGCAUGUAUGUGUAUGUAUGUGUGUGUGUAUAUACAGAGUUGAGUUUGUAGCAAAUUUUGAGAGAAAGAAGAUGGGUCGUUCGCAUAGCAGAUCACCCAAAUUGUCCCUCAGUAGGUCAGUGGGUCGUGUUCGUGUUCGUGUUUGUUCACCUUCGCUUCAACGCAAAAGAGCUUCGAAUUCGAUCAAAACCGAUCAGAAAGUUGAGUUCUUGGGCGACGGGGAAGAGAUUGACUAUGGUGGAAGCUAUGAAGAAGAAAAUGGAGGGACUGGAAAUAAGGUCAUGGUGGUGGUUGAUUCAAGUCUCGAUGCUAAAGGAGCUCUUGAAUGGGCACUUUCUCAUACUGUUCAAAACCAUGACACCAUUCUUCUUCUCUAUAUUAAGCAAGGUAAAGGAUCUCAUGGAAGGAUUAACAUAAGAGCUUAUGGAAAACUUAAUUCCAUGAAAAAUACUUGCCAAACCAAGAGGCCUGGGGUGGCAGUUGAGUUGAUAAUGCUGGAAGGGAAAGAAAAGGGUCCAAUAAUUGUGGAAGAAGCAAAGAAACAGAAGGUUUCGUUGCUGGUUCUUGGGCAAAGAAAGGAAUGGAUGGUGUGGAGAUUGAUGAAGAGAUGGGCAAGCGAGAGCGCCAAGGGAGAAAUUGUGGAUUACUGUAUCCAAAAUUCUUCAUGCAUGACAAUUGCUGUGAGAAGGAAGAGCAACAAGCUUGGAGGCUACUUGAUUACCACUAAACGUCACAAAAAGUUUUGGCUUUUGGCUUAGUUUUAUGUCUUACAAGUUUAUUCAUUUCUUUGGCUGUUCUUCUAUGCAUCAAAGGUGCAAUUUGUGGAUUACUUAGAUGGAAAAAUGACCAUAAAUUUAGGGUUUUUUAUCCCAAUGUUGCAACAAGGCUCUUGUAGAAGUCAUGUUCAGCUUUUACAUAUUCUAUUUCUCUAUUUUGAAUACAGAUAAUCCUGCAUUUAA